Molecule: messenger RNA, 1048 nt
Organism: Lycium ferocissimum
Lineage: Eukaryota; Viridiplantae; Streptophyta; Magnoliopsida; Solanales; Solanaceae
Product: ethylene-responsive transcription factor ERF109-like
Exons: 1
Coding region: 58-822 (254 amino acids)
Biological process (GO): ethylene-activated signaling pathway; regulation of DNA-templated transcription
Molecular function (GO): DNA-binding transcription factor activity; DNA binding
Source: RefSeq, a predicted model, not a curated record
ACCAGAAAACUAUCAGAACCCCAAAGACCAAAGUUUCCACCUUUUCAAAUUUCAAGAAUGCAGAGAUCAACCAAGAGAACAACUUCAAUCAACCAUCUCUCACAACCCAAAUUCAGUGACGAACAAGAGUUUUCAAUCAUGGUUGAUGCUUUAAAGAAUGUUAUAACGGAUAAUACUCACAAUUCUGCUUUCAUGGAUGCCAGUACCAGUGCCAGUGCUACAUUUUCAUCACCUUCUACGAGUAUGUCUAGUUUUAUUGACCCGCCCUUGUUUCGGGUUCCCGCAGAACCAGAGCCUUGCCAAUUCUGCAGAAUAAGUGGUUGUUUAGGCUGCAAUUAUUUUGGAACCCCAGUGGGUGAUAAUAACAAGAACAAGACGAAGGUUGUCGCGAAGAAGAAGAAGAAGAAGAAUUACAGAGGUGUGAGACAGAGACCUUGGGGAAAAUGGGCUGCGGAAAUAAGAGAUCCAAGAAGGGCUGCCAGAGUAUGGCUUGGAACUUUUACUACGGCAGAGGAUGCAGCCAGAGCUUAUGAUAGAGCAGCAAUUGAGUUUAGAGGCCCUAGAGCUAAGCUUAAUUUCUCAUUUGCAGAUUAUACAACAAUUCAACAUGAGCAGAAUAAUAUUACGACAACUUCACCCUCUUCGCCUCAGCCACAACAACAGCAGCAACAACAAGAGCCUAUGCAGGGAAUUAACACAGAAGAGGAAUUCUGGGAUCAAUUAAUGAUGUCGGACAAUGAAAUUCAAGAUUGCUUGAGGACGAUGAAUUUCAACGGCGGAUCUUCUUAUUCUGCUAAUGGAUAUAUUGCUCAUGGCUUCUGAUCACUUUCAAUUAACAGUAAGGAAAGCAAAAGAAAUUUAUAGUGGACUAGGUUGUUUUGCAGGUGCCCAUUUAGUUUUAUAAAUUUGGGCAUCUGAAUUCUGAAGAUGUACUUCAUUUUUAUUCUUUAUUAGAUUGUAUCACACUGUAAGGGGCAGUUUGGUUUAAGGGUAGGUAGGUUAACCCAAUAUAAAUUUUUAAAUUAAACAUAUUCCAUGUUUGGUUGGA